Messenger RNA from Cyprinodon variegatus (sheepshead minnow), 3032 nucleotides. RefSeq names its product ADP-dependent glucokinase (gene adpgk). The record is from RefSeq and is a predicted model, not a curated record. The coding region runs from base 219 to 1706 and encodes 495 amino acids. Gene Ontology annotation, molecular function: ADP-specific glucokinase activity. Gene Ontology annotation, biological process: glucose metabolic process. Gene Ontology annotation, cellular component: endoplasmic reticulum. NCBI's taxonomy places the organism in Eukaryota, Metazoa, Chordata, Actinopteri, Cyprinodontiformes, Cyprinodontidae. The transcript has 8 exons.
CAUGCGCGCCGCGUGUCGGGCUGCUGGUUGGAGUGCUGGCUGCCUUAAGCCGCUCCUGUCACUCCCAGUUAAACGUCUUCAAUGAAACGCGUCGCCUCUAAACUUCUCUCCAGGAUCUUUAACCGCCACAUUAAGCCCACUGAAUGCUCUUCCUGUGAUUCAACCAGGAAACUGGACCCUCUUCCCGGCUAACAGCCUGCCCGACGUGUGGAAGCAGCAUGUGGAGGAAAGCUUCGGCAGCGCUGCUGCUGGCUCUGGCUGUCGGCUAUUUCUACAGUGGCAGGCCAGAUCUGCCAGAGCAGAUCCUUCAGUACGUCGGCCUGCCGGGCUUCCUGUCGUCGUCGCAGAGCCACGCCGGCCUGGAACAGACCAUCUCUGCUGCCUGGGAGGCUCUGAUCACUUUACCCAGCAGGCAGUGGAGCAAAGUGGCAGUAGGGGUGAAUGCCUGUGUGGAUGUGGUGGUCUCCGGCGUGGGGCUGCUGCAGGCUCUGGCUGUGGACCCUGGCACCGGCCGCGAUCAUGAAAUCCUGCACUCCAAGGAGGACCUGAAGGAAACCUUCAUUCACUUCAUGGAGCGUGGAGCAGCGGCGGAACGUUUCUUCAGCGACAAGGAGGCGUUUCAGAGGAUCGCCCGUGCAGCCGCAGAGUACCCUGGGGCAAAGCUCUAUGUUGGAGGAAACGCUGCCCUUAUUGGUCAGAAAUUCGCCACCUACCCAGAUUUAAUGGUUUUGUUGUGUGGGCCAGUUGGUCCAAAACUCCACGAGAUGCUGGAUGAGCAGAUUGUGGUUCCUCCAGAAUCUCUUCAGGAAACGGACGAGUUCCACCUCAUCCUGGAAUAUAAAGCAGGGGAAACGUGGGCUUCCACUCAGGCGCCACAGGCCAACCGCUUCAUCUUCUCUCAUGAUGUAUCCAAUGGGGAGAUGAGCACGUUGGAGACGUUCGUGGCGAGCCUGGAGGAGUUCCAGCCAGAGCUAGUCGUCCUGUCGGGGUUCCACAUGAUGGAGGGGCAGGGCAGAGAGCUGUGGGGGGAGAGACUGAAAGAGGCUGUAGCCGCCAUAGGUGACAUUCCUAAGGACAUUCCUAUCCACCUGGAGCUGGCCAGCAUGACGGAUACAGACUUCAUGAACCGGAUCAUGCAGGAGCAGGUCUUGCCCAUCGUCAGCUCCAUCGGACUGAACGAGCAGGAGCUACUCUUCCUCUCUCAGGCGGGGGGCGGCCCUCACGCCGCUCUGCCUGCGUGGAAAGGCAUCCCUGACGUCGGGCGCGUUGGCGACAUUCUCUUCUGGAUCCUGGAGCAGCACGGCCGCACCGACCCAUCCUCAGAAUCUGAGCUCACUCGCAUCCACUUCCACACGCUGGCCUACCACGUUUUAGCGACGGUGGAGGGUUACUGGGGCAACCAGGCUGCAGCUGUGAUGGCGGGGGCCCGGGUGGCCAGCAGUCAGGCCUGCGGCCUCCAGGCUGUGGACGUUAGCAAAGUGGAGCUGAAGGCCCCGCUGGAGUUUCACAGCUCUCACUUUGAGCCCAGAGAGCAGCUGUCCCUGAGGCCAGAGGAGCCCGUCACCAUGUGGCGCAGGGGGAACAUCACCUUCCACCUCAGCCCGGUACUGGUCUGCAAAAGACCCCUUCGGACAGUGGGGCUCGGGGACGCCAUCUCUGCUGAGGGACUAGUUUACUCAGAAAUAAAGACCCAGCAGCCUUUCUGAGAAAAGAACUGAAACUCUGACCUGCAGCUCUGCUCGUCUCUGAGCCAGUCUCCAGAUUCAGGUUCCUUCAUCCCAAAGAUGUAAUAUUUCAGUGACCCCCCAAGUGAUCAGACUCUGCCCCUCGCCAAACUGGAUCUGUGAGACCGCGAUGCAGCUGGACUCUCUGCACCUUCCUAAACUCCAAAGAGUUUGACCUUCACAGCUACUUUACUCUAACCUGCAUAUCUUCAGAAUGCUGUGCCUUCUACAAGAACCUGAAAUGUUAUUAAAUUGUCUUUUGUAGGAAAACUUCAGAUUAGUCCCUGUUGACAUAGGUGCUGUGUGAUAGAAUCAAAUUCCCUUUCUAGAAGUUCUGCUGGUGUCUUCAUGUCUAAUAUUAACUUGAAAGUUCCUCCAACUCUGGACAUCAAACAUGAUUUCAACAUGUCUGUUCAACUGGAUUCAUUUUGUUUUCUUCCUAUUUGGUCUGAAAAAGUAAGAAAUAUGCUCUCAUAUUCCAGCUCCAUACGAGCAAAUGUUUGCUUCCGUUCCUGGCUCUAUUAACUAAAUUGAGGGGGAAAUCAAAGUAUUAGAUUAUAGGUAUUAAAUGUAUUAAAGGGUAUGUAUUCAGAUAAUCCAUUCCAGAUUUUUAUAGACCAGGUUUUAUGACUGAAUCAGGUAAAAGCCACGUUUAGCAUGUGAUGUUUCGUGUAUGAAACAUGCUAAGAUGAACCAUUGGUCCUCAAAUGUUUAGAAUGUGACAAAUCUUAAAAACCUGAACUGGAAAAUGUGUACGAUCCCUUUUUUGUCUUUAAGCACCAAAACACUCCCUCCAUAAGGAAAAGGUAUAUUUAGUUUUUUUUUUUAUAUAUAUAUAAAUAGGAUAUUCGUUUAGAUAUAGCAAAGGUAUUUUAGAUGUUGUCUGAAGCAUGCUCUUCUUUAAAGGAUGAAUCUCACAUCAUAUUCUGAUGCCAGCUAAUUGACUUGAUGGUUCACUUAUGAGCGUCUCAUAAAGGCUGUAAUCUUAAUGUCAAAUGCUUUGGGGUUUAUUCCCAUUAGCAAACACUCCUCCUGUUUACCUCAGAUUGCCUCUGAAGGCAUGCAAUAAUCAGUCUUAAUGCAGCCUUAUGACUAGAAGGUGACGCAGCAUUUGUGUUCAGAACAGGUGAUUCCUUGCACUAGUAAAGAUAAGUGGCUGGUGAGCCUGUGGAGGGGAACCAUAGCCUUCUGUUUGUCCUGUUUCAUGUUUCAAGCACAGUUUAUUCAUCUUUUACUCAUUUUGUCUUUGCGUUCUGUUUGUAUCGUGACAAGUUCUGUUCCCUCAUUAUGUCUCAUUAAAAUUCUGGA